AGGGGAGGAGAUGGUUUCCUCCGUCCCCGCCCCCACGCGCCUCUUCCCUGCCCCUCUAGGCCCCGCCCGUUCCCAGCGCUGCGCGCCUCUUUCCCCUGCUGGCCUCCGCCUCGCUCCGCCCCGCCCCGCCUGCUUGCGGCUGGCUCAGCCAAUCGAGGCGCAGCCGGUAGCCGCGGCGCUCGCGCAGCUCCUUCAGUGCCUUGGCUGGGUGUGUGCGUGUGUGACCGGCCGACCGGCGCGCGCCCCGCUCCGCCGCUUGUCCCGUAGCUGCCCCUGCCUCCGUCCGUCCCCUCAUCGUCGCCGCGAGCCCCGAACACUUUUUGAAAAUGGCAGAAGCCCAUCAAGCAGUAGCAUUUCAAUUUACAGUAACUCCAGAUGGGAUUGACCUGCGAAUGAGCCAUGAGGCUCUCAGACAGAUCUAUCUUUCUGGUCUCCAUUCCUGGAAAAAGAAGUUCAUCAGAUUCAAGAAUGGAAUUAUCACAGGCGUGUAUCCUGCUAGCCCAUCCAGUUGGCUUAUUGUAGUAGUGGGGGUGAUGUCAACAAUGUAUGCCAGAAUUGAUCCUUCUUUAGGAAUAAUAGCUAAAAUCAACCGGACCCUUGAUACAACUGGUUAUAUGUCCAACCAAACGCAGAACAUUGUGAGUGGGAUGCUUUUUGGCACAGGGCUGUGGGUAGCCCUUAUUAUGACAAUGCGAUACUCACUGAAGAUGCUGCUUUCCUAUCAUGGAUGGAUGUUUGCUGAACAUGGCAAACUUUCCUCAGCAACCAAGAUUUGGAUGAGGCUGGUAAAGCUUUUCUCAGGUCGUAAACCAAUGUUGUACAGCUUUCAGACAUCUCUUCCACGACUGCCGGUCCCAGCUGUUGAAAACACUGUAAACAGGUAUCUGGAUUCAGUUCAGCCACUUAUGAAUGAUGAACAGUUCAAAAGAAUGGAGGGUCUUGCCAAAGAUUUUGCAUUUAAUCUUGGACCAAAACUACAGUGGUAUUUGAAACUGAAAUCCUGGUGGGCCACAAACUAUGUUAGCGACUGGUGGGAAGAAUAUAUCUACCUUAGAGGACGUGGGCCAAUUAUGGUUAAUAGUAAUUACUAUGCAAUGGACUUUCUGUAUGUUGUUCCCACUUCCCUGCAGGCAGCUAGAGCAGGUAAUGUUAUCCAUGCCACCCUGCUCUACAGGAAAAAACUGGACAGACAGGAAAUCAAGCCAAUUCUUCUGAUGGGAUCCACUGUUCCACUCUGCUCAGCUCAGUGGGAGCGAAUGUUUAAUACCUCCCGUAUCCCAGGAGAGGAAACAGACACUAUCCAGCACAUGAAGGACAGCAGACACAUUGUUGUGUAUCAUAAGGGCCGUUAUUUCAAAGUCUGGCUAUAUCAUGAUGGUAGACUGUUGAAGCCUCGGGAAAUUGAACAGCAGAUGCAGAGAAUUCUAGAUGACAGUUCAGAACCUCAGGCUGGAGAAGAGAAGCUAGCAGCUCUUACUGCAGGAGAUAGAGUACCCUGGGCUAAGGCUCGUCAGGCCUAUUUUGGACGCGGAAAGAACAAGCAGUCCUUGGAUGCUGUGGAAAAAGCAGCUUUCUUUGUGACUUUGGAUGAAACUGAGCAGGGCUACAGGAAAGAGGAUCCAGUGACUUCAAUGGAUACAUAUGCAAAGUCUCUGCUGCAUGGCAGUUGUUACGACAGAUGGUUUGACAAAACAUUCACUCUUGUAGUGUUCAAGAAUGGCAAAAUGGGCCUGAACACAGAGCAUUCUUGGGCAGAUGCUCCUAUUGUUGGACACCUUUGGGAGAAUGUUAUGUCUUCUGAUUGCCUUCAACUGGGCUAUACAGAGGAUGGUCAUUGCAAAGGAGACAUCAAUCAAAAUAUUCCUUUCCCCACCAGACUACAGUGGGAAAUCCCAGAAGAAUGCCAAGAAGUGAUUGAGAGGUCCCUGUGCACUGCGAAAUCUCUAGCAGAUGAUGUGGACUUUUAUUCUUUUCCCUUUGAUACUUUUGGAAAAGGGUUAAUCAAGAAAGCCAAAAUAAGCCCUGAUGCCUUUUUGCAGCUUUCCCUUCAGCUUGCUCACUAUCGGGACAUGGGAAAAUUUUGUUUAACAUAUGAAGCCUCUAUGACCCGCCUGUUCAGAGAAGGCAGGACAGAAACAGUGCGCUCAUGUACUACCGAAUCGUGCAAUUAUGUUCAAGCCAUGGAAGAUCCAACCCAAAACAAUGAAAAGAGGUGUAAACUACUCAGGAUUGCUGCUGAUAAACACCAGCACUUGUAUCGCCUUGCCAUGACUGGUGCAGGCAUUGACCGCCAUCUGUUCUGCCUUUAUGUGGUGUCCAAAUACCUUGGUGUUGAGUCUCCUUUCCUUAAGGAAGUUUUGUCAGAGCCUUGGAGGUUGUCAACAAGUCAGACACCACAGCAGCACAUUGACCUGGAGAAGAACCCUGAGUUUGUAUCCAGUGGCGGAGGCUUUGGACCUGUUGCUGAUGAUGGUUAUGGUGUGUCUUACAUUUUUGUGGGUGAACACCUCAUCCAUUUCCAUGUGUCCAGCAAAUUCUCUUGUCCUGAGACAGAUUCUCAUCGUUUUGGAAAAAACAUCAAGCAAGCAAUGGCUGACAUCAUCACUUUAUUUGGCGUUGGUAUGAACUCCACCAAGUGAUUCCCUAAUAUCAAUGCCAGUGUCCUACCAUUGGGAACCACAUUUCUAAAAACCACCAUUUUGCUGUAUAAGUCACCGAAGAUAACUGCUGCAUCUCAUGCACGUUUUCUCCGGGACUCCAGGGAAUGUAGCCAUUAUCUACAUACAAACCUGUUGGGCAAUCCAUAGACUGUCUGCAGAUAAGGAACUGCAUCUUGUCUACCCUCAUGCUUAAAGCAGCACCCACCACAUUUCCAAACAUCUUUAAGGGGAAAGGAUUAAGACAGCCAAAUGGUAAUGCCAGAAUGGUGAAAUCUAGCAUUCUCUGGUCUCUGCCUGGAGCGGCUCUGGGUAGGGCCGGGGGGAAUCAACACACAGUUAAUGAGGAAAGCAAAUGAGGAGGGAGAAAGGGAGGGGGGAAAAGCAGCAGUACCACUCAAAAAGGUAUAUAAUGGAAAUUUUAAAAGCAGAGUAAAGAAACCUUCACAGUUCAUGGUUGCUAUGAAAUUAAAUGAAGUAGCUUUUUGUGAUGCCUCUCUUCCCUGGGAUUCAAGGUUAUGUUCCUAUUAGACAGUCUUUAUAUCACACAGAGCCUAAGCAGCAUAAAAUGUGGCAAGUACUUGUCAGAGCAACUGUAUAUAAAAGGAUCAUGUAACAUAUACAGCGGUGGUCAGUACAAAAAUGACUGCUGCUCCAAGGCUAUAAUAACAUUAACAGCCCUGUAAAGGAAACUGUCUAAAUUUAUCUUUAGAUUGAGAAUAUGAAUAUUUUCUGACCCUUAUCUUGUUUUGACUCUGCCACAUAAAUUUUUUUCCCUCUGGGUUUCACACGAAUUUGAUACACAAGUUUGUGAAGAGGCCCUGCUGAAGAUCACAGAUGCAUAGUCAUGUAAAUAUUGUAAUGCGGGAACCUGACAGAAGUGAGCCAGAUAAUUUUUAUUGGGUCAAAUACAGUGUGCAGGCAAAAAGAUUAUCAAAUAAGCCUUACUGCAAUUGGCAGGCAUGGCAUCUAAUCAGACUAUUGCAGCAACUUCACAGUGAAUUGUCCUUUUGGAGCUGCAGAAAUCAUGCACUAUUUAUAAUAACCACUGACCAAUCUGUAUUAAACUAACAUUGACAUAUUAGCUUGUAGGAGAAUUUUUUAUUAAGAAAAUAUUUAGGUUUGACUCUCAGGUUUUAAAUGUUACAUAUGUAAUUGUAGGUAGUGCAGUUAUCAAUGCAACUUUACAUUCCUUAAGAGAGUGUAAAUAUAAUUGGCACAGGAAGAGUUUGUUUUUAUUGUACAUGUUGAAAAGGAUGAUAAGUCUUACGUAUUUUUUAUUUGGCGCAGAUAACUUCUAAACAUUGUUUGUAUUUCAUUUAUCUUAGAAUGUCAACUGCAUGUAAAUAAAAAUGUGCUCUUUUGGAUGUAAAUCUUAAAAAUGCACAGUGAAUGUAGGUUAUCAUUAAUUAAAAAUUUUUAAUCUUUCUAUCCUCUACAUUAUGUACACACAGUGAAACUGCUCACUUUUGUUUGCGUAAAUUGUAUGAAAGUGACAGUUUACCUCUGAUUUUUUUUUUAGUGUGGUACACAUAAUACUAAGAAGCACGGCCAAGUUAAAAUAUUGUGUGUAUAUUUAGAAAAAUUCUUGAUUGGUUGAUUCUCAACCAGUGAUUUAAGGAGGACAAAGCUAAGGUUGAGUAGGCAAUAGAAUUUGGUAGGGAUUAUAGUAAAUCAGUUGUUACAUGGCACUGAGGAAUUGGCUGGACAACUCAAUUGUGCAUUUCCAGAAUUUCUAAUAUUUAGCUUUUUGGUGUGAUUUGGGAGACUUAAUAUUUAGGUGUUAACACUUACUCUGAUUGAUGGCCCUAACUAUUUUUAAAGUUUUUUGGGUUUUUUUUUUUUUGUUUUUGGUGGGAAUAUGGAUUAGGGUGUCUGAUUUUAGCCCCACAAGUUUAAAAAAGUUCCUAAUUUAUUAUGCUUUGUACCAUAUUGAUUUCCUAUAUCAGAUUUACUAAUUUAUACUGGUUUUAUCAUGCUCAUUUACUCCACUUGUACUAUCGUUGCAUCAGUUAUUUACAUCUAACACUUCUAGUUUGUUUAAUUAUAUUUGUUCUGCCUUUCUAACUCUGAAAAAUAAAAAUUAAGGGUUUCACAAUUAUCACUCA
Messenger RNA from Mauremys reevesii (Reeves's turtle), 4765 nucleotides. It is a transcript of the gene CPT1A, whose product is annotated as carnitine palmitoyltransferase 1A. Gene Ontology annotation, cellular component: mitochondrion. Gene Ontology annotation, molecular function: carnitine O-palmitoyltransferase activity. The record is from RefSeq and is a predicted model, not a curated record. Bases 327 to 2639 code for a protein of 770 amino acids. The transcript has 20 exons. NCBI's taxonomy places the organism in Eukaryota, Metazoa, Chordata, Testudines, Geoemydidae. Gene Ontology annotation, biological process: carnitine metabolic process; fatty acid metabolic process.